AAGCGGGCGGUUCUUCGGGCCAACCGCGCCCCUCGCGGAUUAUAAAUGGGGCACGGAUGCCUUCGGUGAGGCCUUAACAAACUCAGAAGGACGCUGCAAGCCUGGAAGAGUGGGCCGGUCACUGCUGCAACAAAUCAUGGCACCAGCUGGAGCAAAGAAGGGCAUUUUGGAGCGUCUGGAUGGAGGAGAGGUCGUCAUCGGGGACGGAGGCUUCGUCUUCGCCCUGGAGAAGAGGGGGUAUGUCAAAGCAGGGCCGUGGACACCUGAGGCUGCUGCCGAGCACCCGGAGGCUGUGCGUCAGCUGCACAGAGAGUUCCUGAGGGCAGGCGCCAAUGUCAUGCAGACGUUCACCUUCUACGCGAGCGACGACAAACUGGUGAACAGAGGCCACACUCAGCGCUUCACCGGGCAGCAAAUAAACGAGGCAGCAUGUAACCUGGCCAGAGAGGUGGCCAAUGAAGGUGAUGGUCUGGUGGCAGGAGGGGUCUCUCAGACUCCCUCUUACCUCAGCUGCAAGAGUGAGAACGACGUCAAGGCCACCUUUAAGAAGCAGCUGGAUGUCUUUGUCCAGAAAAACGUGGACUUCUUGAUUGCAGAGUACUUUGAGCAUGUGGAGGAAGCUGAGUGGGCAGUCCAGGUUUUGAAGACCACCGGCAAGCCAGUGGCUGCAACCCUCUGCAUUGGACCCGGGGGAGACCUGAACGGCGUCUCCCCUGGGGACUGCGCCGUCAAACUCGUCAGAGCUGGGGCUCAGAUUGUGGGCAUCAACUGCCACUUUGACCCAGAGACCUGUGUGAAGACUGUGAAGAUGAUGAAGGAGGGAGUGGAGAAGGCCGGACUGAAGGCUCACUACAUGUGCCAGCCACUGGCCUACCACACUCCCGACUGCAACUGCCAGGGUUUCAUUGAUCUGCCGGAGUUCCCCUUCAGUCUGGAGCCGAGGAUCCUGACCAGAUGGGACAUGCAGAAAUACGCCCGGGAAGCGUACAAUGCUGGCAUUCGUUAUAUCGGGGGCUGCUGCGGAUUCGAACCCUAUCACAUCCGUGCCCUGGCUGAGGAGCUGGCACCCGAGAGGGGUCUCCUGCCUGCUGGCUCGGAGAAGCACGGCAACUGGGGUAGUGGCCUGGAAAUGCACACAAAGCCUUGGGUCAGAGCUAGGGCCCGUCGUGACUACUGGGAGAAGCUGAAGCCUGCGUCUGGCCGUCCCCUCUGCGCCUCCAUGUCCAACCCUGAUGGCUGGGGCGUCACCAAAGGCCACGUCGACCUGAUGCAGCAGAAGGAGGCCACCUCCAAGGAGCAGCUGAGGGUUCUCUUUGACAAGGCCAACAAAGGCCACUGAGCCCCCCCCCCGAGGCAGACAGAAGGAAGCCGGGGGGUGGCGUGUGAGGAGACACACGCCCACACACCCUCGAUUAUACAUACCAAAAUGAGUAUUAAAAGUUCUUCUUACUUCUGGCUUUUUAUGGACCUUUUUUUUUUUUUUUUUUACUAACCUUUCAAAUGAGCUUUUCAGCCUUAACCAACAUUGAGUGCCUCUGUCGGUGCCAUGAUCCGAUCUGUGCCCCUUGUGAAAUUACAACGCUCAAUAGAGCAGCUGUAAUGACCUAACACUCCGAAAAAGUGCUUGUUGUCUUGAAGAAUUGAACUAUAUGUAGCAAUAAACUUCCAAUUGUAAAAA
Molecule: messenger RNA, 1678 nt
Organism: Scophthalmus maximus (turbot)
Lineage: Eukaryota; Metazoa; Chordata; Actinopteri; Pleuronectiformes; Scophthalmidae
Gene: bhmt
Product: betaine-homocysteine methyltransferase
Exons: 9
Coding region: 137-1339 (400 amino acids)
Molecular function (GO): zinc ion binding; betaine-homocysteine S-methyltransferase activity
Source: RefSeq, a predicted model, not a curated record